Messenger RNA from Cebus imitator (Panamanian white-faced capuchin), 1603 nucleotides. RefSeq names its product NHL repeat containing 3 (gene NHLRC3). Lineage: Eukaryota; Metazoa; Chordata; Mammalia; Primates; Cebidae. The record is from RefSeq and is a predicted model, not a curated record. The transcript is spliced from 8 exons. Gene Ontology annotation, biological process: protein polyubiquitination; negative regulation of translation; proteasome-mediated ubiquitin-dependent protein catabolic process. Bases 198 to 1241 code for a protein of 347 amino acids. Gene Ontology annotation, molecular function: translation repressor activity; protein binding; ubiquitin protein ligase activity.
UCCGCGGCGCAGACUGCCCCGAGGGCGGGAAAGGGUGCUCACUGGAGCUCGUGCCUCCGGGGAGGGGAAAUUGGAGACGCGGCCCCGGGCCCGGGGGUGACCCUCUGUGCCGCAAAAAACCGUUCGAGCCUGACGCUGUCCAGCCCGCCCCAAGACAUCUGCGGACCCUUGUCCCUCGCCUGGCUUCCCGUCUGGUCAUGGCGAGAUUCUGGGUCUGCGUAGCCGGUGCUGGCUUCUUUCUUGCAUUUCUGGUUUUGCAUUCGCGUUUUUGUCGCUCUCCAGUUUUGAGGAACUUUACUUUUGCCGUUUCCUGGAGAGCUGAAGAAAUUCUUUACCGGCUGGAUGUGGGUUGGCCUAAGGACCCAGAGUAUUUUACCGGAGCAACAUUUUGUGCUGCAGUUGACUCCCUCAACGGAUUGGUUUACAUAGCUCAAAGAGGGGAUAACAUCCCAAAGAUAUUAGUGUUCACAGAGGAUGGGUAUUUUCUACGAGCCUGGAAUUAUACCGUUGACACACCUCAUGGUAUAUUUGCAGCAAGUACACAAUAUGAACAAUCCGUCUGGAUCACAGAUGUAGGAAGUGGAUUCUAUGGUCAUACUGUUAAAAAAUAUAGUUCCUUUGGUGAUCUUGUUCAAGUCUUGGGUACUCCAGGCAAAAAAGGCACUGGUUUGAAUCCCCUGCAGUUUGAUAACCCGGCAGAAUUAUAUGUAGAGGACACAGGAGAUAUUUACAUUGUGGAUGGAGAUGGAGGAUUGAAUAACAGAUUGAUCAAACUGUCCAAAGAUUUCAUGAUCCUUUGGCUGCAUGGAGAAAAUGGGACAGGGCCUGCUAAGUUCAACAUACCUCACAGUGUUACACUUGAUUCAGCUGGUCGGGUGUGGGUUGCUGACCGAGGAAAUAAAAGAAUCCAAGUAUUUGAUAAAGACACAGGGGAGUGGUUAGGAGCAUGGAAUAAUUGUUUCAUGGAAGAGGGACCUUCUGCAGUCAGAUUUACUCCUGAUGGGAAGUACUUGAUUGUGGCCCAGCUGAAUCUUAGCAGGCUCUCAGUUGUAGCAGCACCCCCUGUGGGAAGCAUUGGAGAGUGUUCUGUGAUCAGCACAAUCCAACUAGCAGAUCAAGUUUUGCCGCAUCUCCUAGAAGUUGACAGAAAGACUGGAGCAGUCUAUGUAGCAGAAAUUGGAGCAAAACAAGUACAAAAAUAUGUCCCUUUGAAUAGCUAUGUUCCUCCAUUUGGUUCGUAAUGUUUAUUUCCUGGAAAUAUUUCAAGUGGCAAUUCAGAUUCUCAAAUUCACUAAGUGCUUUCAGCACAUCAUUAAAAAUGAUGUUCAAGCACAAGAAUUGAUUUUUACCUGAUCUAGUAUCAGAAUGGUUUGUUUUAUAUCAUUAAGAAUCAUACGUUUUGUUGCCCUCUUGAGACUUAGUUUUACUUAAAGUGCAUAAGGAUAUUUUUAUGAAAGGAAUAUAACUUAAAAAUGGGGUUGGAAAGAGGGACUAAGGUUGUAACCUCAUUAUUUGCCCUGGUAGACUAAUUCUCCCUGGGUAAAAAAGAAAAUGGGAAUAAAAGUGAGCUUGCAGAAUAAUUUAUUAAAUUUCACAUGAAGAA